This is a messenger RNA of Micropterus salmoides (largemouth bass), 2643 nucleotides long. It is a transcript of the gene syngr1a, whose product is annotated as synaptogyrin 1a. NCBI's taxonomy places the organism in Eukaryota, Metazoa, Chordata, Actinopteri, Centrarchiformes, Centrarchidae. Gene Ontology annotation, cellular component: neuromuscular junction; synaptic vesicle membrane. The transcript is spliced from 4 exons. Bases 297 to 899 code for a protein of 200 amino acids. The record is from RefSeq and is a predicted model, not a curated record.
CACAAGAGCAGAGAAGAAGAAGAGGGCGCAGAAGAGACCGGUAUAAGGACCAGUACAGGGACCAGUACAGGAACCCACAAAAUCCAGGACCAGCUGGACCCAACUGGACCCAACUGGACAAAACUGGACCCAACUGGACCAAAUUGGACCCAACUGGACCAGACUGGACCAACUGGACUCUGAGUAGAAUCUAACUGGACUGAGCUGAGAGGUUAAGGGUAGGCUGAGCUGGUCCAUUCUGGUCCAUACUGGUCCUUAGUGGUCUGAGCUGGUCUUUGGAACAGGAAGUGGUCUGGAUGGACGGGUUUCAGGCGUAUGGGGCAGGGAAGGCGGGCGGAGCCUUCGACCCGCUGACCUUCAUCAGACAGCCUCAGACCGUGGUCAGGAUCCUCUGCUGGCUCUUCUCCAUGGUGAUCCUGGGCUGCGUUGCUAACGAGGGUUACGUUAACCGUCCCGACAGCAUGGAGGAGUUCUGCAUCUUCAACCGCAACCACAACGCCUGCAACUACGCUGUCGCCAUGGGGACGGUGUGUUUCCUCUGUAGCACCGGGUUCCUGGCGCUGGACGUUUACUUCCCGCAGAUCACCGGCGUGAAGGACAGGAAGAAGGCCGUCAUGGCCGACAUCGGGCUGUCAGCGCUCUGGACCCUGGUCUGGUUCGUGGGCUUCUGUUUUCUGGCCAAUCAGUGGCAGGUUUCUAAAGAAGAAGACAACCCUCUGAAUGAAGGAUCCGACGCUGCCCGAGCCGCCAUCGUCUUCUCCUUCUUCUCUGUCUUCACCUGGGCUCUCCAGUGUCUGCUGGCCGUCCACAGGUUUAGACUGGGAGUUGAUUCUGUCACACUCAAUCAGGACUACGUCGACCCUAACCAGCUGGACGAGGCCACACCCACCUAUGAGUAGAGGGGCGGGACUCCGAUGGAUUUGUGUAGUUUGAGAUGUCAUUGUGAUGUGUUCAUGGACUCAUCCUCGGACGCCUGCUUCAACACGUACAAUAACGUGACAGAAGAAAAAAUAGGCCUAGUCUGAUGAUGCUUCACCAGGGGGCGUGUUCUCUCUGGCAGCAGCCAAUCACAGUUCAAAGUAAUAGUACGCAAGACUGUAUAAAAAGAUGCCCGCCACGCCUCCAUUUCCUCCCUCUGUACAAAAUGAAGCCAGAGUCUCUGGGAUACAGGCACCGCCAUCUGGAGUCUGCACAGUAGUGGUCGGGGGUGGAGCUGUCCCGCCCACACACCCGAACGGCCCAAUCGUUCGGGUGCGUCGAAUGGCUUAGCUGUCAAUCAUGAAGUGGGCGGGGUUUAUGCCACCAGGGGGCGCUCCAGAUGUUUUGGCUUCACUUUCGGGGAGCCGUGGCGUCGUCUGUAGACAGAGUGCAGAGGACGCCGGGUACGGGUCUAUCUGUAUAUAAUAAAUGUGUUUGUGCAGGUGUAGUUACGUACACGAGGUAGGUGGAUAUGAUAUGAUAUAUAUACAGGAUGAACAGCAUGUGUAGAUCUUGAGUGAUGACAUUGAUGUUUAAAAAAGAAACUCCGUGUUAUUAUGCUGUCUUAGACUUAGUUACCUGAUGUCAUCCCUGGAUUCUGAUUGGCUGGAGUGUCCUCAUCAUCACAGCUGGAACAGAUGCAGCUCCUCCUGCUGGUCAGAGGACCAAACAAACCUUUCCAUCUCACAGCCAGUUCCAUGGUGCUGUACGGGUUUUUUACUCUUUGUGGUGUUUCAUGUGGUUUGUAAAGAUCUGCAGUCACUUUGGCUUGCACACUGUGUUAGUAUUUAUGUUCACCUCAGGAACAAACAUGUACAGAACACAAGGCUUUUAAUAAAUCUACAUGGACAACAAACUUUCAAAUUACACUUCAGAUCUUCAUUUUCAAUCAAUAAGAAGAGACGUGAUGAGAUUAAAGGCUGGGACCCACUUUCAUUAUGUCCAUCCUGCUGAAAUCACUAAGUUGAUUAACUGAUUCAUUGAUAAAUAGUUAACAGUAAUAACUGAUGAAUUGUUUAAGUCAUCAGUUAUGCAUGAAUAUGUGAAUAUUUGCUGGUUUUCCAGUUUUCUAUGUUUGCAAACUUUGUAAAGAAUCAAUCAAUUUCACAUCAGAGAUCUCUCUGAAUCAGGAGCCUCUCAGAAAACCUUUGGACACAACUGUGUCUUCACGUCAACGUGGACAAACACGAUACAAACCCCCAAUUCAAUUCAGUUUUGUUUAUAUAGCGCUAGGGCUGGCCCCGACUAAGGAUUUACAUAGUCGAAUCAGAAUCGUCAAGUCCUGCCUGUAGUUGAUUGAUAGUUGAAUUGUGUGUUUUUGUGUGCGGCGAUUGUGGCCGAAGCUGAACUGAGGCUUAUUGUUGACCAUUCUCUCUCUCGCCUGCCAUUCACCGGGCUUGUGCUGCUGACAGCUGCGUGCACGUCGCGGUUCCUCGCGAGUCUAUUUCAAGUAGCCGGCUAUUUAAAAACGAUAAAAUAUUCUUUGUGUGGUUCAUCAACGGUGAUAAAUUAUCCUGUGAGUCCUGUGAGGUGCGAACAAUUCGGCACAACACCAGUUGGGGCUCCAUCUCUCCUGCCACUGCACACCCCAUCAAAGCAUCGAAUCUUCGACUAUUGGGGAUCAGCCCUAUAUAGCGAGAGAAACCUCGAGCAGAACCAUGGCUC